UCCCUUAGCUCGGUUGGAAUAAUAAUAACAAUGAAGUUCGCUAUUGCCUUGUGCCUGCUUUUGGCCACCAGUGGUUUUGCCCUGGUUCCCAAGCAUCCCGCCGAUCUGGCUUCUAUGCUGAGCCGCCAGCAGUUCGCCGUGCGCUCCUUGAUGGCCGCUCCCGAGGCCCGGGAUGACUCGAACCUGGUUGCCGACUGUUUCAACCACUACUUGGAUGACCAGACCAAUGUUAUCAUGGGCUACAACCAGCAGUACACCGGCUGCCUGAGGACCGCCCAGACGGGUCGGGACGAGCUCACUAGCCAGAGUGCCUCGGAGCGAGAGGCUCUUCUGUAUCGCACCAACAACAUGUGCUCCAGCCUGACCAAGUGCGAUGAUUUCGCAGAUGGCCUGGCGUUCUUCGACUGCUACCGCAAUGCCUCUUCCGACAGCUACAAGGUUAUGUUUACCCUGAACAGUGAUUCUAGCCUGGACUACAACAGCAUCAGUGCCAAAUACACCGUGAUCGAGACCGAUCUUACCGCCUGUGUGGACUUGGCUCGUGUGGAUUAUGCCCACGAUAUGGACACCUGCGACGAGAAUCUGACCACCUGCCUUAACGGAGGAGAAGUUCAGUCCACAUCUGCUCCGUCCACUACAGCUCCCACUACCGCAGCUCCGACCGCCGCUGCUCCCACUACCGCAGCUCCCACCACCGCUGCUCCCACUACUGCAGCUCCGAUCACAGCUGCUCCCACUACUGCAGCUCCGAUCACUGCUGCUCCCACCACUGCUGCCCCGAUCACUGCUGCUCCCACCACUGCUGCCCCGAUCACUGCUGCUCCCACCACUGCUGCUCCCACCCCAGCUGCUUCCACCACUGCUGCUCCCACCACUGCUGCCCCGAUCACUGCUGCUCCCACCCCAGCUGCUUCCACCACUGCCGCUCCCACUACUGCAGCUCCGAUCACAGCUGCUCCCACCCCAGCUGCUUCCACCACUGCUGCUCCCACCACUGCUGCCCCGAUCACUGCUGCUCCCACCCCAGCUGCUUCCACCACUGCUGCUCCCACUACUGCAGCACCGAUUACAGCUGCUCCCACCCCAGCUGCUUCCACCACUGCUGCUCCCACCACUGCUGCCCCGAUCACUGCUGCUCCCACCCCAGCUGCUUCCACCACUGCUGCUCCCACUACUGCAGCUCCGAUCACAGCUGCUCCCACCCCAGCUGCUCCCACCACAGGUGUUCCCACCACCGAGCGGUCACCAGAGGAGGAUCUCGGCAGAAAUGCUCCCACUACAGCUCCCACUACCGUUGCUCCGACCCCCCCUGGCCCUGAAAGCACAUUACCGUCUUUUUCAGUUGAGGUCCUCGGCAGAUCUGCUCCCUUGGCAAAGAAGGGAGUUUGGAACCUAUUGAAGCGCUUUUUUUAA
Messenger RNA from Drosophila rhopaloa, 1413 nucleotides. Its product is annotated as salivary glue protein Sgs-3. The transcript is spliced from 2 exons. Lineage: Eukaryota; Metazoa; Arthropoda; Insecta; Diptera; Drosophilidae. The record is from RefSeq and is a predicted model, not a curated record. Bases 31 to 1413 code for a protein of 460 amino acids.